This is a messenger RNA of Jaculus jaculus (lesser Egyptian jerboa), 4490 nucleotides long. It is a transcript of the gene Inka2, whose product is annotated as inka box actin regulator 2. Gene Ontology annotation, cellular component: nucleus. The transcript is spliced from 2 exons. NCBI's taxonomy places the organism in Eukaryota, Metazoa, Chordata, Mammalia, Rodentia, Dipodidae. The coding region runs from base 72 to 965 and encodes 297 amino acids. The record is from RefSeq and is a predicted model, not a curated record. Gene Ontology annotation, molecular function: protein kinase binding; protein serine/threonine kinase inhibitor activity.
CGCGCGGGGAUCACCGCCGAGCGCGCAGCGUUCCCGACGCGCCCGUGCAGCCGAGCCCGGCAAAUGGGCGCAUGGAGGAGGAGAGCGGGGACAUGGACUGCUAUCUGCGUCGCCUCAAACAGGAGCUGAUGUCCAUGAAAGAGGUGGGGGACGGCCUACAGGAUCAGAUGAACUGCAUGAUGGGGGCGCUGCAAGAACUGAAGCUCCUCCAGGUGCAGACGGCAUUGGAACAGCUGGAGAUCUCUGGAGGGCCUCCUGCUCCCAGCUGCCCUGGCAGUCCACAGACACAUGCGCACCCUUGCUGGGAGGGUGGCGGAGGUCCUGCCGGGCCUGCAGCCCACCCCGCCUCCAGCCAGCCUUCUUUUGGCAGCAGCACCAAGCUUCCAUGCCAGAGGAGGGUCUAUGGGAAGGAUGUCACUGCUCUGUCUAGGACACAGCUGCAGGACUACCAAAGCUGUGCCCAGCAGGGGCCAGAGUGGGUGGAGCCCGAUGACUGGACGUCCACGCUGAUGUCGCGGGGAAGAAAUCGGCAGCCCCUGGUGUUAGGGGACAAUGUUUUUGCAGACCUGGUGGGCAACUGGUUAGAUUUGCCAGAACUAGAGAAGGGUGGGGAGAAGGGUGAAACUAGGGGAUCAGGUGAGCCCAAAGGAGAGAAAAGUCAGCCCAGGGAGCUGGGCCGCAAGUUUGCUCUAACAGCAAACAUCUUUAGGAAGUUCUUGCGUAGCGUGAGGCCUGACCGCGACCGGCUACUCAAAGAGAAGCCAGGCUGGGUGACACCCAUGGUCUCCGAGGCCCGAGCUGGACGCUCCCAGAAGGUUAAGAAGCGAAGCCUUUCCAAAGGCUCUGGACGGUUCCCCUUCUCAAGCCCUGGGGAUCCCAGACACGAAACCCCGGCCACAAGUAGCCCCAAGGCCAUGGACCUCUCCCGCACGCACUUUGACAUUAACACAGCUGUUUGGGUCUGAAUUCUAGAUGGUCUGGCUAAAUGUGAAAGGCCAGUCCUGAUGCUGGGCCCCAGGGGAGGAGGGAGGGCAGGUGAUAGGGCCUUCAGAAGCCCAGGUUCAAGUUUGUUUCCCCCAGAAGAAGGGAGAAACCAAAGUUCUCAGGGAGGGCUCACCAGAAGACGGGCUGGUGGAGGCAAGAGUUUCUGGAGGAGAGAGAGAGAGAGAGGAAGAGGUGUGUGUGUGUGUGUGUGCAUGUUUGUGUGUGUGUUGUAUUGUGUUGAGUUCUCUUUGGAGCUGGAGGUGACAGUUGCUGGGAGAGUCAGGAGACCAGGAAAUGUCUCUGACAACAUCCCUCUACUACCCUCCCAGACCCCAGUUUAACAAUCUUAUGGAGUGGGGCCUUGGGGUCCUAGGUUCCCCAGAGAUGCUCCCAAUAAAGAUUUGUUUUGGGUGCCCCCAACCUUUUAACUGUCUGCUUUCCUUGGAAGGCACUGCUGCGGGCCCAAGCAUUGACAGGCAGGCCUCCCAGGCUAGAGGGAAAUCUCCACCCUGAGCCCCUCCUGGUGCCAGGGAGAUUUCAGCCCAUGGCAGGGUUCUGGGAAAGAGGCUGAAUAAGGAGGGUAGUGUGCAGAGUAAUGGGGAAGAUGGGUACAUGCCCAUGUGCCCUGUGCUUCACAGGAGAUAGGCGAUGUGAGGGUCUGGGUACAUAUGUUCAAAAGCUACCACCAUGCUGUUUUGUAAGCGGGCCCCAGCCCUUUUCUACAUGACACAGCAAUAGGCUCAUAGACCUCAACAGGCCCAAGAACUCAAGGCUGCCAGAAGGUGAACAGUCCAGGCCGAAUGCACACAGUGGUUGGACCCUGAAGUUCACACCGUCCGACCCGAGCAGCUCUGAGCAUCUCUGUCCUGCAGGGGCGUUGCCAUGCAGUUUAUAGGUAAAUACUCCAGCGAGGCAGGGGUGAACCCAAGAGAAACACCCACUCAUUUUAAAAAUUCCCAUCCCAUGGCCCCUCUGCCCUGGACAGAGCCCAGGGCUGCCUCUGCCCUCUACGUCCCAGAGUCAGUGGAGCCAGCCGGGGCUCUGGUUUCCUUAAAGCAGCACCCAGGGCCGCCGCCUCAGCCCAUGGAGGUCCAUCUCUUCCCUCAAUCCCCCAGAGGGAAUGCCUGCUGGCAGAGAGGGGACAAUGCAGGUCCCUGUUAAAGCCUUACUCCUCCCUCAUCCCCUCCUAAGGCCACAGCUCAGCCUGAUGGGGUGUGACAGCUGCAAUUAGAGGCAAACUGCCUGCCCGCCCCUGGAGCAUUAAAAACAAAUCGGGGAAGAAAAAUAACAAGAAAGGCUCUUCUGCCUGCAGACUGGACCCCUCAGGGGACGGGUGGAAGGAAGGGCUUAGAGCCAGAGCUGGGGGUAUUGGCCCAGCGGAGGUGGUGAGGGUCAAACAGUCAAAUGGUAGAUGGUCAGUUUGGGGUGAGGUCAGCUAAGGAGGGGAAGGAAAGAUUUUUAUUAUUCUGCUUUUGAGCUGUCAGGAUUGCCAGGCAGUGUAUCAACCCUAGGAUGCCCCAAGAAAGAAUUAGUUUCCAGAUACAUCUGUGGAGGUUCUUAGAGGGUCAAAGGGUCAUGCCAUACAAGGAGCCAGCAAAUGAAGGGAGUGCCGUUUGAAUCUCAGGGUUCUGGGGCUCCCAAACCCCUGCUGGCCCCGUCUCUGCCUCGUGUUUGCCCACUGACCUCCCUCCUUCUGCCCAGGCAGGCCCUUGCCCAUUCUGUCUCCCUAAGCACUCUGACAUUGCUGUGCUAUGAAGGACUGGGACUGUGGCCCCUUGGUGACACUGGUGAUGUGUGUGUAGACAUUGAGCAUGAGAAGAAUCCACACUGUCUCCCAAGAGGAGGGAGCCACCCAGCAAGUCAUUCAAGAGGACACUAGCAAUGACAUUUCAUGUGGGAAAUCAAGCCAGCCCUUUGGUCAUUCAUCUGCGACCCAUCUGUUUUUGUGGACUGAUCAUAGCAAUUCAGCUGAACAAAACGAUAAACCCCACCCAGGGCCAGAAAGAACACUGAUAGAAAAGAACCUAGCUGCUGACCUCAAGAGGAUACCAUGGCAAAGAAGUCAGACUCAAGGGACUAAGACUCAUUUUAACUUGGGACAGGGCAAAAACCACUGGGAAGUGACUUUGGCUCCCAGCGUAACCCAUGGGUGCCAGCCACCUUUGCUAGCCCCAUUUCCCUUUUCAUGGCCCCCUGGAAAUGAUCUCUGUUAUCUUCUUUUACCUAGAUAGGCCCAGAGAAGUUAGCUUGUCCAGCUUUCACACAGUACAGGCUGGGAUUAAGACAGUGCUCUCUGACUUCCAUCCAGUCUUGUGCCUGCCCGUAAACUGUUGGUAUCUGCUCCACAGCAAGCCAGGGACUACAAAACCUCCCAUGCUACCCAUAUCCCUGCAUAGGUAACAAAGGGCGCGCUGAAUACCUGUUGGAGGAACUUUGCCUGUGCCUUGAAGGGGCCAAAAUAAUGUCUCAGCCACUAUGUCAUGCUUAGCUAGUGAAAGAGUAUGGUAAUUCACUUACCCUCCUAUAAUUUUUAUGUCUCUUUCCCCAUCUGGCCUCCUGUUGAGACAAUGUGGAGAUUUUUGCUGAAGCUGAGUGAGGCGGUGAGUGAGAACGCCUAGGGCUCAGCUCUCACGGGAGAGGGCAGCGUGUACUGGAGGACAGUGAAACUGAGCAGAAAGAAACUGACAGCUGGAUUUUGCCUCUGGGGCUCAUUUUAUAGUUAAUUAGGACAUGCAAAUGAACCGGAAGCUCAUUUACUAUCUUCCCUGGCAAAUAGCCCCCCCCUCCCCCCCACACCUGGCUUAAUUCCUGGGCAGGUCCAGGUGGCCUCUGCCUGGACCAGGCUCAGAGCUCUACCUGCUUCCCGGUGGCUCCUGGGAGUUCAUAGAUGCUCUAGUACAGACACUAGAAGACUGUUGGACUCGAUUGGUGGAUCCUGCCUCCUGCUUCCUUUUGCCAGCCUCGCAGAACAGGGGUCUCUUCUCCCCUCGUUCACAUGUCUCUGCUGCUCAGUCUUUCGGAGCCCAAAUUAGGCUCUGAGGAACAGAAGCUCAGCCCUAGUCAUCAUCCCACUUGCUUAGGAGGACCUUGAGGGCAGAGUCUCCGGGAUUCCUCAAGGACAUGGUCAAGCAGGCGCCUAGCACAGCUGGGGCGCCGCAGCAUACUCAGCUCCUUCAGAGCAGCCCUGCCUCGGGUGACCUCCCCACAGGGCACCUCAUCAUUCCUGCCAGUGUUGGUACAGGACCUCCUGAUUUGAAACCAAACAGGAUUUGAGACCCAUUCCUGUCACGGUGUGAGCUUGUAGAUGUGGUGUGAUCUCUAAGCCUGGUUUUCUCAUGUGGGAAGCAAGGAUGAUGCAAGGCUGCUAUGAGGAACGGAUCACAAGGCACCCAGGGGUGAAGCACACUGUGACACACAAGCCCCUCCCAAGAAAGACUGGCCCCUCAGUGCCGUACGAACCAUGUACCCCAAGGGACAAUUCUGAAAAUAAACACAGCACUAUCUGA